GAUUUCCCUUUAAAUAAACACAAUUGAAUAAAUAUGUCCGUCAAAAUAACAAACGUACUUCUGCUGGAUAAUGUAGAUCCUUCAGCAAAGAAAGUUCUGGAAGAAAAUGGAAUUAAAGCAACUUUAAGUAAGGAGAAGUUCACACCAGAUGCUUUGAUUAAGGAACUACAGCAAUAUGAUGGCGUUGUGGUUCGUUCUGCCACAAAGAUCACGUCAGAAAUCAUCGAAAAUUGUCCCAAACUUUCGAUAAUCGGACGAGCAGGCACGGGGGUCGAUAACGUUGAUGUUAAAUUUGCUACUAAGAAAGGAGUUAUUGUUAUGAACACUCCCGGUGGCAACACACUCAGCGCAGCGGAACACACGUGCACGUUGGUUUGUUGUCUCGCACGAAACGUACCAGCUGCUGAUGCUUCGGUCAAAGCUGGGAAAUGGGAUCGAAAAGCUUUCAUGGGUCACGAGUUGUUCGGGAAAACUCUCGGCAUUGUUGGACUUGGUAGAAUAGGAAGGGAAGCGGCUACGAGGAUGCAAAGCUUUGGCAUGACGACGAUAGGUUUUGAUCCAAUUGUUUCAAAAGAAGAAGCUGCCAAGUCUAAUAUUGAAUGGAUGACGUUGGAUGAGAUGUGGCCGUUAUGUGAUUACAUCACCGUGCAUACACCUCUUAUACCACAAACUAAAGGUUUGUUGAACGACACAUCGUUUGCAAAAUGCAAGAAAGGUGUCCGUGUUAUAAACUGUGCGCGGGGAGGAAUUAUUGAUGAAGAAGCUCUCUUGAGGGCGCUAGAGAGUGGUCAGUGUGGGGGAGCAGGGUUGGAUGUCUAUGUUGAAGAACCUCCAACCAACAUUGCUCUUGUGCGCCACCCCAAGGUUAUUUCAUGUCCCCACUUGGGAGCGAGCACAACUGAAGCUCAAACACGUUGUGGAAGAGAAAUUGCCGAACAAUUUGUCAACGUGUCAAAAGGAACCGAUUUCUUUGGCGUUUUGAACGCACCUGCUCUCUCACAAGCUGCGUCCACGGAUAUGAAACCUUGGAUCUCCGUGGCAACCAACCUCGGCAAAGUUGUUCAAGCUUUCAUGAAGAAUACAGCAGUGACAACUCUUUAUACACAAGGUGCUAACCUUUCCAAAAGUGGUAAAUGUUUGGAAGCUGCUUUAUGCGCUGGUUUGUUGUGCUCUAACUCCUCUAGUGUCAAUCUAAUCAACGCAGCUUCAAUAUCGUCCGAUCUUGGAGUGAAUGUAACUGUGAAGCAAGAUGAAGUUAAACCUGGUUCCAAACAUUCUUAUUGUAGAUUGGAAGCAAAAUGUGAAACAAUGACAUUAAGCCUCCUAGGCAUGGUAUUCGAACACACACCACUGCUGGUAUCAAUAAACAACCAGCCAUUAUCACCAGCUUUACAAUUCAAUGAUAAUUUGUUGAUAUAUAAAGGCGAACCAUCAUCACUACCAAACACAAUUGGCGUGCUCAGUCAAUCUGGUGAAGUGAAGUCACUUUCAAGCACAUCUGUACAGGGUGGAUCUCGUUGGUUUGCCAUUACAACAGCACAAGCUGUAUCGAAAGACGCAAUCAGCAAAAUCUACUCUGAAAACGUUGCAUCAAUAAGCUUUUAAAAAACUGUAGCAAAUUUACAAAACAUGUCUUCAAUCUGCAUUGUCAACAAUUGCCUUAUUAGUUAAUUAGUGAAUUUUGAAGUUUCGUGUUAAAUCCUGUAAGUUUCCACUGUUCAGCUUUUGAAACCAUUUUGGUGCUCGAAAAUUUAAGUCACUCCAUAAGAAUGUCAUAUACGCUGUAAUUUUGCUUGGAAUUGUAUCAUUGUACUCAAAAAUUAGAUGAAUAAAACUUGAAA
Molecule: messenger RNA, 1841 nt
Organism: Ciona intestinalis (vase tunicate)
Lineage: Eukaryota; Metazoa; Chordata; Ascidiacea; Phlebobranchia; Cionidae
Source: RefSeq, a predicted model, not a curated record